UGACUACUGCAAGGAUCGGUCGAGACAUCAUCCAGCGUGCCACCAUCUCAGAAUGUCUUCAGGAACAACUCUGAAUCUCUUGAAGUUCCCCAGUAUCCAGCCUGAUGGGUGGCGAAUCCAUAAACGUUUACAGAGGAUGCAACAGACCAGGUCAGAGCAUGAGGAAGAGAUGAAACUGCAGAGGACCAAAUUGAACGAGAAGGGUCUGCCGAAAUAUGCCACACUCAAAGGUUACCGUGGCCUGACUGAUUUCCGUGCAGACCGAGAAGUGAAGAAGAAAGAGGAAGACAUGGGUUACGAAGGUCAAGAACUUGUUAGCUUCUCAAUGUCAAGGUCAGGAAACCUACAGGAACUGUCUGGACUCGGAGAAAACAGAGAAAGACCAUUCCGUGACAUGUCUGUGCUUGGGAAGUUGUCACAGAGCAGAUGGACGUAUGACACACCAGGUGUGGUCAAUCAGCAACAGAUCCUGAACCUGCUGACCCCCGAGGAGUUGAAGGUCGUCCUACACAAGGUGGUCUCGGCACCUCGCGUGUUUGUGCUGAAGCAGUCUCAGACGCUCUUUGUAUCAGGCCUGGGCAGGAUUGACUAUUGUCAGGGCGAGCGGUCAAUAUUCCUGACGGUGCACAGCUCCCCAGACCUCCCUGUUCACGUGAAGGACACAAUCGAUGCGGACAGCUUCUAUGAAGAGAGGAUCGGGACUAAAGCUUUCGCUGUGCCAGCACCUGACAGUGAUUGGAUGGAACGCAUACCAGCUCUGAUUGGACAAGAGUUCAUUAUGACAGGAAUUGGAUGGGAUACAGCUGUUGCCGACCUGCAGCUCUCAUCUCUUGGCUGGGUGUCUGUAAUGGCCCACAGGGACAUGGAGGUGAGACUGCAAGCAUAUACCCCUGGUGGGCGUGGCUGCCACAUAAGGAUACCAGCUCUCCUCCCCAACGUCCUGGCUUUCAGAGGGAAGAGGACUAGGAAGUCAAGUCCAGCAUAUUCCACCAGGAAGCUCAAGUUCCCAGGAUAGACAUCAACUUUACGUGAACAAAAGAGUAGUGGCAGCAUUGUUUUGUAUAUAAAUAAAAAUGUCUGAGGAACAGGUCUCAAGCAAAA
Molecule: messenger RNA, 1101 nt
Organism: Haliotis rubra (blacklip abalone)
Lineage: Eukaryota; Metazoa; Mollusca; Gastropoda; Lepetellida; Haliotidae
Product: nitric oxide-associated protein 1-like
Exons: 8
Coding region: 53-1015 (320 amino acids)
Source: RefSeq, a predicted model, not a curated record